AGAAGUAGAUCAAAUCGAGGCAUGAAAGAAUACUUGUUCGAAAUCAUCAAUGCAAACCCAAAAUAGGUCCAUACUGCUCAAUUUCUCCAUCCAUUCUCAAUCACAAGCUUAAUCUGUGUGAUGCCUCGAUCUAAGAAGCAUUACCUUCGAACGAGGUAGUUACGUUAAUUAGCCGGAUCUUGUUAUCAUGGACGAUUUAAUCGGACAGAUCAACUGCGGAUCAAAGCUAGAUUCAAUAAUGAUGAGGAUGUUGAGAUCUGCCAUGGACAAAGCUCACGAAAAGCUCCAGUUCAAGGACAGACCAAUCGAGUUCUUACACGAACAAACGACAUUCUACGAACUCGCAGCAAUCUUGGUCGAAGGUAGCCUGAAAAUCGUUGAACAAGAUGAGCCUCUGCAGGUUCUUCCAAGCAAGACUAUCUCCGACUUGCUCAAGAUCAGAGAGCGGCUGGUGGGGCGGAUCCGAGACAUGAAACGGCUUAUAAAGGAGAAAGACAGAGAGUUUAGAGAGAGGUUAGAGAAUGAGUUGAGGCUUCGUGAAGCCCUCGAGGUGACAGAGAGCGAAUCGGUUCAACUGUACGAGAAGAUCGGGCCCGGACUGAUGAAGAUGAAGGACUCGGUUGAUGAGCAGGUUCUGAACAUCAAGCAGAAAUUAGAGGAUGAGAAGAUGAUCUUGGAUAGUGAGAUUAGGGCCCGCUCCUUGGAUAAGGGAAUGUUGGAGGAUGAGAGGAAUGAUCGAAUUUUGAAGAAAAAGGCUACAAGGUCGCAUUCUAACCCUAAUUUGUGCUCCUAUUCCUUGUAUUGUGAGAGAAGGGCAAGAAGGUCGCAUUCUAACCCUAAUUUGAGCUCCGAUUCCUUGGAUAAGGAUCGAGGAUUAAUGUUGUUAAAAGACGAGAAGAUGAUCUUAAAUACUGAGAAAAAGGCGUGUUCUUCUAGCUCUAAUCUCAUCCCUUGUUCCCUGGACAAGGAACGAGGAUUAGUAAUGUUGGAAGAUGAGAAGAUGAGAAUCUUGAAUACUAAGAGAAGGGCUAGAUGCGAGUCACGUGCCUCUAGCCCUAAUCUCAACCCCGAGGAACGGGGCCAUCAAUUUUUGAAACAAACCCUAGAUCUCGUGUUGUUUGGGAGAAUGCAACUCACACUAGAAAAGCAAUGGAGGAAGGGUAUAAAGAGGGAGGUGGAGUCGAUUUUGAUGAAGGGCUUCGUGCGCGAGUUUGACAUGGAGCUCAAGAAGAGAGAUGGGCUGGUGAAGGAUUCUUGGUUCGAUUUCAUUGACGAGAUGAAAAGUUUGUUUCAUGAGCUCAAAGAUUUCUUUUCAAGAAAUGAUGUGCAACCCAAAUCACGACGAACAAACAGUGAACCCAAUCUAGACAUAAAUUUCACAGGAAAUCUUGUUGAAAACGAUGAAGUUGGUGGCAGCCACCAUGUUUGGAAGAUCAUCAAGAGCCACGAGUCCAUCAUCCGGAGGCAGCAAUGAGCAGAGGAGCUUGCUGCAAGAGACGCCCUCCCGUCGUCUUGGAUGAAGAGGAACGAGGACAUCAACGCCAUGGAAAGGCUCAUACAAGAUGCCAUAGUAAGGCUAGACAAUUUCACCCAAAGGAAACAUAAACUAGGCAGAAGCCGGUCUCAGGUUCAGGAGAAGAGGAGGAGGAUUCCCAAGCCUCGUAGAAGAAUGGAUAGAACUUGUACAACUAUCCAAAGCUUUGAAGCAGAGAUCAAGAAAGUGCAAGAAGAGAGGGACGGGUUGUGUUUCCAAAUCUCAGUGAUUGAGGACACAUAUCAGCUACUUUUCCGCGGCGUGAUGAAGGAUUUUAGCACAUACCAGAUGAUGAUGGAGAGCGCGAUAAGGGAGGAUAUAUUGGUCCUCGUUUUGCAAGAAAUGGUUAAGCAGUGGAAUCCUCAAAAGGAAUUCAUUUUGCAGGACUACACGGAAUGCCUCCUGAGGGAGGAUAUCCUGAAGAUCUACUUGAGAGAAAUGACCGAAGCAUGGUUUGUUUUUGAAGAAGAAGUAGUUCAGAAUUGGAGAAUGAGUACACACCAAGACAUGUUACAGGACUGCCUCUUGAGGGAAGAAAUCUACAAGACUUACUUAAGAGAAAUGACGAAAUCAGAAGCACGAACGCCUCAAUCGAGGCGCUCAAGGGGAGGGGGGGACGGAGAAUCGAGCUUGAUUCAGAAGGUGGAUUCUCUGCUAAAAUCAGUGGAGUUAGAGGAAGAUCUGAUGCUGAGGGCGAGCUGUUUGAUCAAGGAGCACAGCGCGAGCAACAGCUUAGUAAUCCUAGACUGUGAAGAGACGGAGGAGCGCGACGCCAUCGAGUGGUUGAUAACGGACGACGAGACCACCUUCUGCUCGGUGAGCGAGAAGCUCGAGAGGGCUCUGCAGCAGCUCCACACCACCAAGGAGUUGCUAGCGGAGCUCGAAGAGAGUCUAGAAGAUUCCGACGAUGAUGAGUAUUAUCAGAACUCGCACUUCAACAACAUACUCCGUCUACAAGAUCAAACCACCACUUGGUACCACACAGAUUGGUCGGAAAAUGUACUGGCAAUUAUUCAGAGAUUUAGAUUUUUGGUCGACGAUGUUGAGGUCGAGUUGCAUCAGAAUCUCGACGCCAAAUUUUUCAGGUUGGAAGCAUUGAAGCGUCAAGUUGAUGCACUAACCCAACCUGUGGCUUGGAUUAAAACCAGAAAAUUGUUGUAUGAGAAGGCUUUCAUUUCAAGAUGCCGAAACCUUAAAUUAGCUGAAACUGAGGUCGAUUUACUCGGAGAUCAGGUGGAAACCCUACUUUCCCUGCUCCACAGAAUAUAUUUGGUGUUGAGUCCAGACGCUAGGCUUUUGUCCACCUAUUUUGAGGUUUAUGAAAUACUGAAGUUGAUCAAGAUAGAGUUGAACGGUGGAAGAUCUUCCAACCAAAAUCUUCAACUACGUACAAAACAUUAAUAGAAUUAAAACGUAUCGAUGAAAAAUCAACGGUUUGUCUUAUAAAGGUUGAAAUUUUAUA
Messenger RNA from Salvia miltiorrhiza (redroot sage), 2996 nucleotides. RefSeq names its product WPP domain-associated protein-like. The record is from RefSeq and is a predicted model, not a curated record. Lineage: Eukaryota; Viridiplantae; Streptophyta; Magnoliopsida; Lamiales; Lamiaceae.